GGCAUUCACAGGCAUCCAUCCCCGCGUUCCGCGUCUGUCCGCGUCACGUCACCCGUUGUUGAUCCGCGUCAUUGGUGUGCAUUGGCGUGCCACCAGUGCCAGCGAUCGUGUCGUUCAGUGCCGUUGGGGCGUGCUUCCGAAGAGUCGCGGAUCGAACGUGGAGUAGCGUAAGACAAAAUUGGUGCGAGUGACAGACCUCAAGUUUUUUUCUUGGGUGCGCUUGUCGCAUAGGAGACUCGUGUCUUUCGUGGUGGGAUAGAGGACGAUUCCUAAGUGCAAGGCGAUGAUACGAUGACCGCUCUCGGGUGUCUCGUGUACGCAUUCGCCGUCGCUACGGCGAGCUCGCUCGCGUACGCCUAUGACGACGAGUGCAUCUUUCCUCUUUUGGAUAGAGCUCAACUAACAGCGACAACUUCCUUGUCAGAAAGAGGAGCAAACAACGCUAGAAUAAAUGGCGGAAACGCAUGGACGGCUAGCAACUCUGAUUUCGGUCAGUAUUUAAUAAUCGACUUGGGCCAAGUAAUGAACAUCACAGCUGUGGCGACUCAGGGACGAUCGUUGCAGAACGAAUAUGUUAUGGAAUAUCGUAUUAGCUAUGGUACCAAUGGACUCGAUUAUAAGGAUUAUAAGGAAGAAGAUGGCAAUACAAAGAUGUUCAAAGGUAAUACAGAUGGAGACAGGAUAAAACUCAACAAGUUUGACGUACCAAUAAUCGCGCAAUGGAUUAGAAUAAAUCCAACGCGAUGGCGAGACAGGAUAUCGUUGAGAGUCGAACUUUACGGAUGCGACUACGUGUCCGACGUCGUUUCCUUUAACGGAUCUUCCCUCAUACGGCUAGAUUUACUCAGAGAGCCUGUUGAAACUGACAGGCAUUUCAUACGUUUUCGAUUUAAGACAAAUAAUGCCGAUGGCGUGUUAAUGUAUUCCCGUGGCACACAGGGUGAUUAUAUAGCCUUGCAAUUGCGUGACAACAGGAUGUUACUUAAUAUCGAUCUUGGAUCCGGUAUUAUGACGAGUUUAUCUGUCGGUAGUCUUCUGGACGACAAUUUGUGGCACGAUGUUUUAAUUUCACGCAACCGAAAAAAUGUUUCAUUCUCUGUCGAUAGAGUAUUGAUUAAAGGUAGAAUAAAGGGCGAAUUCCAUCGACUAGACUUAAAUCGAGAGCUCUACAUCGGCGGUGUGCCUAAUAAACAGGAUGGUUUGGUGGUGAAUCAAAAUUUUACUGGUUGUAUAGAGAAUUUUUACCUAAACGCGACGAAUAUAAUUCACGAGUUGAAGGAAACAGAAAUCAUAGAUGAAAAUUUGAGAUAUUACAAGAUACAUACACUUUACACUUGUCCAGAACCUCCGAUAAUACCGGUUACAUUUUUAACUCCCGGAUCUUUUGCCAGACUAAGAGGAUACGAGGGUGUACCGUCUAUGAAUGUCUCUCUCGCGUUUCGAACGUACGAAGACAGAGGCAUAAUUCUUUACCAUCAAUUCACGACUCCGGGCCACGUCAAGCUGCAUCUAGAGGAAGGUAAACUGAAAAUCGAUAUACAAACCAAGGAUUAUCCGCUCGCUACUUUGGACAACUUUUAUGAGAAGUUCAACGACGGAAAGUGGCAUCAAGUAAUCUUGACGAUCGCCAAAAAUUCUCUCGUUUUAAAUGUCGAUGGACGCCCGAUGAAAACGGAGCGUCUUCUAGAUAUGUUAACCGGAUCGUAUUACUUGAUCGGUGGGGUGAUCGGAGCGGAAAGCAAUUACGGUUUUGUUGGCUGUAUGAGAAUGAUAAGUAUCGAUGGAAAUUAUAAAUUACCGACUGACUGGAAGGAGGAAGAGUACUGCUGUAAGAACGAGGUUGUCUUCGAUACUUGUCAAAUGGUGGAUCGCUGUAAUCCGAAUCCUUGCAAACAUUCCGGUGUUUGCCGUCAAAAUUCUGAUGAGUUUUUCUGCGAUUGUGUCAAUACUGGAUACACCGGCGCAGUCUGUCACACCUCGUUAAAUCCACUAUCGUGCGAGGCAUUUAAGAAUAUGAAUUCGGUAAAUCAGCGUGCGGAAAUUAAAAUCGAUGUGGACGGAAGCGGGCCCUUAAAACCUUUCCCUGUCACUUGCGAGUUUUUCGCCGACGGCCGCGUAAUGACGGUUUUACGUCAUAGUAACGAGCAUUCGACUCCCGUCGAUGGAUUUGAGGAGGCUGGUAGCUUUAUACAAGAUGUUAAUUAUGACGCUGAUCUUGAUCAAAUAGAGGCUUUAUUAAAUCGAUCUAUAAGCUGUAGACAAAGGAUAAAUUACGCAUGUAAACAUUCCAGGUUAUUUAAUUCUCCAGUUCCCCAAGGUGAUUAUUUUAGACCAAACUCGUGGUGGGUGAGCCGAAAUAAUCAAAAGAUGGAUUAUUGGGGCGGCGCACUGCCCGGAUCGCGAAAAUGCGAGUGCGGUAUACUUGGAAAUUGCGCGGAUCCUACCAAGUGGUGCAACUGCGACGCCAAUCUAGAAGGAUGGUUAGAGGAUGGUGGGGAUAUUACAGAGAAGGAAUAUCUUCCUGUUAAACAAUUACGUUUUGGCGAUACGGGUACGCCACUCGAUGAAAAAGAGGGUCGUUAUAUGUUAGGCCCGCUUAUUUGCGAGGGUGAUGAUUUGUUUAAAAAUGUAGUCACAUUCCGCAUAGUGGAUGCUACCAUCAAUUUGCCAACCUUUGAUAUUGGGCACAGCGGCGAUAUUUAUUUUGAGUUUAAGACCACUAUCGAGGACGCUGUGAUAAUUCAUAGCAAAGGACCUACCGAUUAUAUCAAGAUAUCCAUAAACACUGGAAACCAGAUACACUUCCAAUAUGUGGCCGGUGGAGGACCACUUACUGUUAACGUGCAAACGUCUUACAACUUGGCAGACGAUCGGUGGCACUCCGUAUUAGUGGAAAGAAAUCGCAAGGAAGCUCGGAUUGUCAUCGAUGGGGCGUUGAAGAACGAAGUGCGAGAACCCCCGGGUCCCGUACGAGCGUUGCAUCUUACCUCGAAUCUCGUGGUGGGUGCUGCGACCGAUUACAGGGACGGAUUCGUCGGUUGCAUAAGAGCAUUACUUCUCAAUGGUCAAUUGCAAGAUCUAAGAAGUUACGCUCGACGUGGAUUAUAUGGUAUUUUGGAAGGUUGUGUUGGCAGAUGUGAGAGUAAUCCUUGCCUUAAUAAUGGGACGUGCCAUGAAAGAUAUGACGGAUAUUGGUGCGAUUGCCGAUGGACCGCGUUUAAGGGACCAAUUUGUGCGGACGAAAUUGGCGUAAAUAUGCGGCCUAGUUCGAUGAUAAAGUAUGACUUCAUGGGCAGCUGGCGUUCCACCAUUGCUGAGAAAAUACGCGUUGGUUUUACGACAACGAAUCCGAAAGGAUUUUUAUUGGGCCUGUUUUCCAAUAUUUCUGGAGAGUACAUGACUAUAAUGGUUUCAAACAGUGGACAUUUACGUGUAGUAUUUGACUUUGGUUUCGAACGGCAGGAAGUCAUAUUUCCGCUGAAGCAUUUCGGUUUAGGACAGUAUCACGAUAUCAGGAUUGGUAGGAGAAACUCAGGUGCUACUUUGAUAAUGCAGGUCGAUAAUUAUGAGCCGCGGGAGUUCAAUUUUAACAUAAAGAAUUCCGCGGAUGCUCAAUUCAACAAUAUUCAGUACAUGUACAUCGGUAGAAAUGAAUCCAUGACGGAAGGAUUUGCGGGUUGCAUAUCGAGGGUUGAAUUUGACGAUAUAUAUCCGUUGAAACUACUUUUCCAAGAGAACGGACCUGAUAAUGUGCGCUCACUCGGUACUCCUUUAACUGAAGACUUCUGCGGAGUUGAACCGAUCACGCAUCCACCAGAUAUCGUGGAGACGCGACCACCGCCUGAGGUAGAUGAAGAAAAAGUGAGAGCAGCAUAUAACGAGACUGACACGGCUAUUCUAGGAAGCGUUCUAGCGGUUAUUCUGAUUGCACUUGUGAUCAUGGCAAUCCUUAUAGGCAGAUACAUGUCUAGGCAUAAAGGUGAAUAUUUGACGCAAGAAGAUAAGGGUGCUGAAAUUGCCCUGGAUCCGGAUUCAGCGGUUGUAAACUCUGCCACCGGUCAUCAAGUCCAAAAAAAGAAAGAGUGGUUUAUCUAAAAACUAAAAUGCAUCACAUUAGAUAUGUAUGCAUUAGAGAGAAGUAAUGAGUAUACAUUAAUUUAAUCUAAAUUUAUAUAUAUAUAUAUAUAUAUAUAUAUAUAUAUAUAUAUAUAUAUCUUUGAUAAGGAUAGAAUCUCUUUUGCUCCAUUCAAUUGAUUUUUUAUAUUAUAAUUUUACAUCAGGGACACAUCAUAGAAAUAAAAAUAAAAAAACUAGUCAAAAUUCAGAAAAACUAACUUUGAAAUUCCGUUAUGAGACUCUUGUGACAAUUUUAUUAAGUACUUAAAUUUUUAAUUAUAAAUUCAAUUGUUAAUUCUAUUUAGAGAUUAUUUUUAUAUAUAUAGUGUUGUCUUCCUGAAAGGUUUGACAAUAGUGUUAUAAAGAGGCCUAAUGAAUUUUAAAAUAUUAAAAAAUAGUUUCGGCAUUUUUAAAAGUUUUCGAGCAAAUAGACUUAUGGGGACCAUGCUAUAAAUUUAGACUAAGAAAUCGGAAUUAUACUUUGUAGAAUCUGAAUUUUGGCUAGCUUUUUCGGAUCUUGUUUGACUAUGUAGCAUUCACAAAAUUACCAUUCCAUAUUAUUUCUUAGUGCAACUUUGCAUAAUAUAACUGCUGGUAUAUUAGUUUCUUAAAGUGCAAUUACGAUGCAAAUGAAUGGUUUUCAUUUUUACGCUUCAUUUAUUGUAUGGAUGAAGAAUAGAAUCUCU
Messenger RNA from Solenopsis invicta (red fire ant), 4802 nucleotides. RefSeq names its product neurexin-4 (gene Nrx-IV). The coding region runs from base 292 to 4095 and encodes 1267 amino acids. Lineage: Eukaryota; Metazoa; Arthropoda; Insecta; Hymenoptera; Formicidae. The transcript is spliced from 11 exons. The record is from RefSeq and is a predicted model, not a curated record.